This is a messenger RNA of Rhineura floridana, 7774 nucleotides long. It is a transcript of the gene RAB11FIP5, whose product is annotated as RAB11 family interacting protein 5. Gene Ontology annotation, cellular component: phagocytic vesicle; early endosome; secretory granule. The transcript is spliced from 6 exons. Lineage: Eukaryota; Metazoa; Chordata; Lepidosauria; Squamata; Rhineuridae. The record is from RefSeq and is a predicted model, not a curated record. Gene Ontology annotation, biological process: regulated exocytosis. Bases 456 to 4862 code for a protein of 1468 amino acids. Gene Ontology annotation, molecular function: small GTPase binding.
GAGAGCCAGCGUUGAGUCCAGCUGUUCCCGCCAUCAGGCAGGGAAGGUCCCGGCCGAAGAAGCCCCGGGCGGCUGCCCUCUUCGGCCCGCUGCAGCUGCACGAGCGGCUGCUUUUGCAAGGGUUGCCCGCGAAGGCGCCGCGUGGAGCUGCAGCAGCUGCGACGGCGGCGCGCGAGGAGGAGCCUGCAGAGGGAGGCGCCCUUCUUAGGAGGCGGGGAGGCGAGCAGGCGGCUGCCCGGCUUGGAGCGGCUCGGGGAGGCCGGACGGAGCGAGCGAGCGCUGCUGCUGCUGCUGCUACUGACGCGGUUGUAGCCGGCGCUGCGCGGCGCUGAGGGAGGCGGAGGAAAGAAACUUUGCAGUAGCCGCCGCCUCCUCUCCUCCUGCGGCCGGGCUUUGCCGCAGCGAGGGAGCGCGAGGGGCGUCGCAGGCGAAGCGGGGAGUCGCCCGCCGGCGGGAUGAGCCUGCUGCGGGUGUCGGCGCUGCGGCCGAAGGAGGACCCGGGGAAAGAGGAGGCGGCGCCGCCGCCCUGGCUGCCCAGCCACGUCCAGGUGACGGUGGUGCAGGCGCGGGGUCUGCGGGCCAAGGGCGGCCCGGGCGACGCCUUCGUGGCGCUGCAGCUGGGCCGCCAGAAGCACCGCACCUCGGUGGCCACCCAGAGGGGCGGCUGCCCGCGCUGGGCCGAGGAGUGCACGCUGGAGCUGCCCCCAACGCCACCCCCCGACGCCGGGCUGGACGCCGAGGCUCUCCUCCUGCAGCUCACCGUCUGGCAGCGGGCCCUCGUCGGCAUGGACCGCUUCCUCGGGCGCGCCGCCGUCCCGCUGGCCGCUUUGCUCCGGGGUGGCCGCGCCCACCAGGACCAGUGGUACAAGCUCCACUCUAAACCCGGGAGGAAAGAGAAGGACCGAGGGGAGGUCCAGCUUAGCAUCCAGUUCACCCGCCACAGCCUGACGGCCAGCAUGUUCGACCUCUCCAUCAAGGACAAGCCCCGCUCCCCCUUUAGGAAGCUGAAGGACAAAGUGAAGGGGCGGCAGAAGUAUGACUUGGAGUCUGCCUCGGCCAUCGUGCCCAGCAGCAGUGGGGCCCUCGACGAAGACUUUGACCUGGGGGGCAAGAAGUCCAAGGCCAAAGGCUUCUUCUUCAAGAACAAGCUGCGCAAGUCCUCCUUGACCCAGUCCAACACCUCCCUGGGCUCCGACAGCACCAUCUCCUCCGCCGGCAGCGCGGUGGCCAUUGGCAUGCCCGAGAUGAUGGCGCACUCACCCAGCCGGCACAGCAGCCUCUCCACAGACCAUCCUGCCAGAGACGUCUUGCUUUCCCACAAGAGGGCAUUCAGCGAUGAGGUCUCCCAGAUCAACAUGUUGCUGGAAUCCAAAUCGAUCCAGAGCCUGAAGCCACAAAACGAGCCCAUCUCCAGGUCCUCACUCUGUAUCAACGGAAGCCAUAUUUACUGUGAGGAGCCCUCCCCAAAGCCUUCCUCCUCCUCACCUGAUCUUCCUCCUCAAAGCAUCGCCAGCAAGCCAGAGGAGGGUUUUAGUGCUGUGCUUCCGGCCCCUGAGCCAGACCUGCCACCCUGGUCCAGCAGCAUCUUCCAGAAAGGCCCCUCCAAAGACCCCCCGAGGUUCAUCCCCUCUCCCCCCAUCUUGGCCGCUCAGGAAGAAGACAAGCUCUCUGUCAAGACCAUCGCCCUCAACAAGCACAGGGGCAGGGUCAAGAUGGAGGAGGCUCUCCGUGCGGAGAGCAAGUCUGUUCAGGUAGCCGCACCCGUGGCUUUCUCCACGGAGGUCAGGAGGGUGAGGCCUCACCAGGAAGGCCAGGAGGAGGAAGGAAAAAGGUCGCCCAAGACCGGCUUAUUCCGCCGGGGGAGCAGCAAAGACGAAGGCAGGAAAAGUACUGAGGUGGGAAGCGUGGAGCCUUCGCCCAGGGUGGUGGUGGUGGCCGCGGCUGGAGCGGGAGAGAGAGGCAGCAGCAGCAGCAGCUGGUUCAGCCUCCAGGAAUCCACGGAGGCUCCCCAAAAGCCCAGUUGCCAGCCUGGCCCGCAUGCUGCGACAGAGGCUGCCACGGACACUUGUUUCCCUGAGGAUCACGGCCCCUCUCCCUUCAUCAGAGUUGGAAACCUGCAGGCUGUGCCGGCCGCCCAAUGCGUGAGCAGCCUCCUCGAGGUGCGGCCCCCACCUACCGCCACCGCCCCCUUGGAAUGGGACGACCACUUUGACGCCUUUGCAAGCAGCAGGCUCUGGCCAGAAGCCCCGAUGGAGCUCUCGGUGCCUCCUGGGGAGAGGGUGCCGGAAGGCACGGCUGCUUGUGUGGACUCUCUGGGUAGAGCCAGCCCUCCUGAGGAGACCCACCUUGCUGAGUUCCUUUUUCCGUGGGAGGGGGAGGCCCAUGGCAGCUCCAGGGCGGCUGUGGGUGGAGCGGGGCAGCCCGGCCCAGGGAGUCCAGAGUUGCUGAGCUCCAUCCCUGAUGAGACGCUGGUAGGGAGAGGGGGUCUGCGGGGCCAGGCCGCAAGUGAGUCUAGCAGCACGACUCUGCCGUGGGGGCAGCCCUGUGAGGAAGACUCCGCUCCAGGAAGUGCUGCAGCUGAGUGUGUGCUCAGGUGGGAGCCUCCUGGGACAGUGCUCGAGACAGAAGCUGCGACAUCGGCUGGCCAGAGAGCGGAGCGGGAGUGGUCCUCUGAGAGGCUGCCCAGUGACCCAGCCUCCACGGAAGCCUGGGAGGGUAGCAUCAGCCACCACCCUGCCUUGGGUGACAUCUCCUUGGGGGAGAAGACUGUCUCCCCUGAAAGCAAACUGCGUGCAAGCAGCCGAACCGCUGAAACUGGGGGUGCCCCCUUGGCUGACGGGCCUCAGUGGGACUUGGGGGGGGCAGAAGCGGCUCUCCGCCCGGCGCCACCAGCCUGGCUCCCUGAGGAGGCCACCAGAGCCAACAUGGCCUUAGGCUGUGGUGGUCCGGAGAAGGAGGAGGGAGGAGGGGUGGCCCUGGAGCCCCAGGAGCAGGGAGGGGAGGGCAAGUGCAGGGCAGAGGGCCCCCCUCCAAAGCCUCCAAGGAGGUUCACACCCCUCAGCCUUGAAGAGGAAGCAAGCUGGGCUGCCGGGGGGGGCAGGCAGGAGGAGCGGUGGCAAGGUGGGGCAGCUGAGCGUGACGAACUGGGAGGCCCAGUGGUGCAGGCUUCCUGGCAAAGCCCCCCCAUGGGCGAAGACAGGCUUUCUCCAGUGGCUGUCACCUCCCUGGCGCCAACGGCGCUAAUUGGAGCAGGUGGCGGGGGUGUCCAUUGUGCCACGGAGGGCCUCGGGCUGGAUGCCAAAGGCGGUGAGCCUGCCGGAGUUAAUGAGCUGAGGAGCCAAGAUGCCCCUUCUGGGGAUUCCCUGCUGGCAGUAAACGAGGGGGCCGGCGGGGCUGAGCAGUUCGAAACUUGCCCUUCCAAGCUCUCCUUGGGCGGAUUAGGCCUGUCAGGUGCCAAGGAGGUGAACGGCAGCCGAGCUGCGAGUGGGGAGGCCAGCUCUCCUGUGUGGCCAUGCGGGGUCCCUGAGCCGGGCUUGUUACAGACAGCAAAGGAGAUCCCCAGGCACAGAGCAGGGGGGGGCAGUCCUUCCAGAGCCCCCCAGGAGCCCCAGCCCAGCCCGUCCGUGUUCUUCUGGACCGCUGUGGAGGAGGAACAGCAGCUGCCGCCGUCUCAGGACUCGGCAGGCCUUGGCGAGGAGGAGCCGUCGGGGCUCUGGCCCAGCGUGGGGCAGGGGGACGAGAGGGCCCUUUCCUUGCCUGGGGCAGCCCUUGCUGGAGGUCGUACUAGCCAGGCCCGGCCUGCCGUGCCUCCGUCUCUUGAGGUCUUAGCCGGCGGGAUGCUGAGGCGAGGGCGUGAGGGCAGCUCCACGGGCGAGUCGGACCUCUCCUCCAGCUGGUCCGAUGACCGGGUGAUGGACUUCAAGAAGGCAGACUUCUGGCAGGCAGGAAGAGGGGAGCAGGCCAGCGAGCCUGAGGCUGUCGUGACAGCAGGCAACCCCUUUGCCCCCCGGCCGCCGCCUUCUCCUCAGAACAACCCCUUUGUGGAGAGACCUCCCGACGCGCUUCCGGCCGAGGCCAUGGUCCUUCCCGUCUCUCUGGUGGAAGGCCGGGGCUUUAGCGGCCGUCGCACGGAGGCUGGUCCUCCAGGCCUGUUGCUUGCUCACCCCUCUGAGGACCAGCCUGCAGCCCUUUUCCUACACGGCAACCGGCCCUUGGCCUUCUCCACUCCUUCCUUUGAGGCAGCCGUGGACUCCAAAGAGUUCAGCCUCCCUUCCCCCAUCCUGCAUCCCGCCACGGUUGGGGGGCCUGCCGUGAGCAGCCUGGCCGUAGCCCAGCCCUCCCUCGUUCUGCCACAGCUCAGCACCGGCGCUUUGGCGCCUUCGGUCUUGCCCACGGAGACACAGCGGCCUGAAGAGGUGCCUCUGCGGUGGACAGCCAGCCCACACCCGGUGAAGCCCAUCAGCAGCACCCUGGGGCUAAAGGUCCCAAGGGAGGAAGCGGAGGAGGAGCAGGAGUGGCCAAGGCCAGCGGCCAGCCUGACCCGUGUCCGGAGCGGCGGCCGGGAGGAGCUCAAGAUGGGCCCUGCGGCAAUCAGCCUCGCUUCGGGAGCCCUGGCCCACCAGCUGAAGAAACCGGAACCCAAAAGGGACUCUUCCACGCUGGACCCCUCAGCCAAGUAUUACCACCUGACGCACGAUGAGGUGAUCCAGCUGUUGCUGAAGCGAGAGGCUGAGCUUAGCAAGAAGCAGGAGCGUGUCCAGGAGCUGGAGAACUACAUAGACUGCCUUCUGGUGCGCAUCAUGGAGCAGUCGCCCACCCUGUUGCAGCUCCCGCUUGGAGGGGAGGCGAAGGCUGCCAAAUAACCCAUCCCCUUUUCAACUGCCACGCCUCUGAAGAAAGCCACACAGCCCUCCAUCCCCCACUCUGAGUUCUUGCAGCACGCUCUCCUGGCUCCAGACCCCAAGGGUGGGCCCUGCAUAAAGUGCUCUGUGCUUUCUGACCUCUCUCGGACAACUCUCUCAGGCAGCAGGGGGCACGGCCCACACCUUGCAUCAGCCACGUGGGGCUCCCUCCCCACCCAGAGCCCUGACGAGUCCACAUCUUUCUCCAAAUGCCUGCUUUUGUGGGACGCAACCUGGAUGGGUGCAUUUGGUGCUUUCAUCGUGAGCUGAUCUUUGCCUGGGAGGGCAAAACCCAGCACUGUGAUACACCCUCCUCUGCGGCCCGAUUUUGUGCAAAACAUGGUUCUGCUCCUGUUCAACUGCUGCCCUGCAGACUUCCCAGUCUGUCACUUGAGCGGCCUCUACACUGCUUGGCUUCCAACACACGGCGUUGGGUCCGGUAUUCCGUUCCUUCCCGCCUCUGUCCCCCUUCCCCUGUAGCUCGCUGCUUGAUCCCUCUUGGUGAUGGUGGUGCAGCGUGAUGGGGAACUGAUCUGGCAGAAGAAAGAGCAGCAGGACCAAGGAGAUGGAUUGGGCAAUAAAGUCAUCCUGGCAGGCUUUGGGCAGAGCUCACUUUCUCGCCCUGGGAUGCACACUUGAGGACUAGCGUCGCUGGGCCUUUGGUGCCAUGGGGCAAAAGAGGGUUGCCCUGGGCAUGGAGCUCUGUCUUUGCAUAGCACCUGGCAUUGUUUUCCUUACAUGCUGGAGUAGAUAGCAGCCCCCAGUCUCUCUUUGCAUCCUGCUGUUUGGGGUACCAGAGGGGGACAUAAGGAAGGAAUCUGCUGUGGUGUCAGUGGGACCUGGGGUUCUUUUGUCUUCCCAGGUGUGCCUUUUGGUUCAUGGGAGGACAAACAGGCUGAAGCAGCCAGGUCUUCACACUUGACACGCAUGUUGUAGUUCCCAUUUCCUUAUGCACUGUGACCCCGCAGAAUCCCACCUGGGGGGUUUGCCAGGUGGUGGAGGAGUGGUUGGCUUUAGAGAGGGGUGAUGUGAUGAGCCCCCAUGAUUGCCGAGAGGCUUGGCCUGAAGGCUCCUUGGGCUUGGCUACUGGUGGGCGAGGUUGCCUUACGCAAGGAAGGGGGUCCAGACUGGCUUGCAGUGGUGCUGGAGCCUGCCAGUGGCUGCACGCAAAGGGCGGUGGUGGCUUUGUGCCCUCUCUGUACCUUCUUGGGAACCGGUGUUCCCUCCGCCCUAUUUGAGCAUUGGCUUCUGUCUCUCUGCAGGCCUUUGCCAACGGGCACGUGCAAGGGCGUCCCUCUUUCUGGGGCCCUGGGAGGCUGAAACUCAGAGGAGUGCAUUUCUUAGUGGGUGACCAAAUGGCACAGGACCAAACUGUAGAGUAGGGCGCGAUGAACUCUGUGACCCCCUUUUUUUGACCCUUCAAGGCGCCUUCCUCCCGUUGCUUUCAUUCUUCCUCACAGCGGUGGGCAAUUUCAGGCCCAUGCAAGUGUGGGGACCUCAUCCAGGAGCUCCAGCCCUGUCCUGCUCCGAGGCCAGAUUUGGGGUGCCUACAACUUUCCCCUCAUCCCUUUUCUCCCUAGUGAAUGGGGGGGGAUGGACAGUCUGGCACCUUCCUAAUUGGGCCCUUGGGAGGCAGGGUCCUUCUGGGCGGGGAUGCUGUUCCCUACAAUUGGCUGCCUUCUCAGGAAAAGGAGGGGCCAGUCUGGGCAUCAUGUUCUGUGGCAGAAGCUCCAGCCACGCUCUCAGGAUCGCUUGUGCAUAGUCUCUACCCUUGACCGUUGGCCACAGUUUUCUGCCCAGCAGCCCUGGCUUUGGUGGGUCCCAGAUUAAACUUGCUUCCCUGCCCACAGCAAAGCUGCUGUGAAGGGGACUGGAGUGCCAUAGAGUCGGGCGGUUGUCCCUUCUGCUGCUGCUCCCGCCCUGCCUUCGGAUUCUGGGUCAUUGGGGCUUUCCUUGCUCUGCCCCCCAGGAGACAUCUCUAUCUUGCUGGCCUGUGUGGAGCCCCCACGGCUCUCAGGUGUCAGAAAGGUGUCCCUCCUCCGUCUCCUGCACACCCUUGCGGUUUGAUCUGGAGCUGCCAUCACAGCCUGGAUCCUUGCUGGCUGCUUCUUGUGCCAAAAAUGCCCAGCUGCCUUGCCCUUCACCCCAGGAACUGGCAUGCCGCAACAUGUGCCGCACACCGCUUUAAAAGGGGGGAGGAGAGGCGGCUGACCUCAUCCAGGAACUAGGUGAUGGGAAGGAUUUGCAUGUGCACAUGUAUGUGAAAUCUUUCUGGUCUUGCAGGGCCUUCAUUGCAGAGGGCGUUCUCUUUGCUGCCGUCAGUAGUUUGGCUCCACUUUCCUUAUGUUCUACCAGAUGCCCCCAUAAGCUACAUCAGCCUUUACCAACCUGGCGCCCUCCAGAAGUUCUGGGCUACUCCCAUCAGCCCCAGCUAUCUGCAGUCCAAAGCCUCAGAGGGCACCAGGUUGGCAAAGGCUGAACCACAACAAAGUAUUUCUUGGGGAUUCUGCUUCUUGGUAGUGGUUUCUCACCUUGCCCUGUAUGGGCCCAGUUGCUUUUGUUUACUUUUUGGGGGGGGGGUCCAGAUGGAAGAAACGUUGGACAUGGGCCUCUCUCCUGCUCAAAAGGGCCCCUGUCCUGUGCCAAGCAAACCCAGCUUGAAGGAGAGCAGUGUUAACAAGUCUUCCUGCCCUUUGAGCAAGUUUAGGAGCACCGCCCCAGGGUGAAUUUUCCUUCCAGUGGUGGGGUUUAUGCUGAGGUGCUCACUUGUAUUAAGAGCCUCAUUGGGUGAUGUUCGUUUUAAAAAAGCCUGUUAUGUUUUAAGCACUUUAAAGGGAAAGAAAAUAAAAAUGGUUGAAUUUGUUGCUUAGAAA